Messenger RNA from Fibroporia radiculosa, 591 nucleotides. RefSeq lists its product as uncharacterized. Lineage: Eukaryota; Fungi; Basidiomycota; Agaricomycetes; Polyporales; Fibroporiaceae. The transcript is spliced from 3 exons. The record is from RefSeq and is a predicted model, not a curated record. Bases 1 to 591 code for a protein of 196 amino acids.
AUGCAUUCGGUCGCGUCGAAAAUACUUAUUGCUGCCGGCCUCCUCGCAAGCUAUGUUGCUGCCGACAGCCCUUUUCUGAUCACGUCGGGGUUCGCCUCCGUCCAAACGCUCGGCGUCGGACCCGACGGUGCUACAACAUACAUCUUUUAUCAAAGUACGACUGGCCCGACGCAAGAUGAUCCCGGCCCCGACGGACCUAUGACUGUUGCUAUCGGCGCGUCUACUAUGAGGGGGUCAUACGUUGACCCCACCGACAGCAUCGUUGUGAUCGAGAACUGCGGCAUCACCAAUGGCGUUGGCGUCUGCGCCGAAAUUAUCGAAAACGGAGUCCCGGGAUCGGUAACCUUUACUACCACUGAAUAUGAAACCCAGACGUUUUCGACCACUGCGGUCCAGGGCGGUGCUCCCACGGCCGUGACUACUACCUCCACCAGUGUGUCAACCGGCGUCAGCACAACCUCUACGGCUUCGUCUUCUGCUUCUACGACCACCACGACCCAGAACAAGACCAGCGAUGGUGUGAAAACCACGUUCACCUCUUUCUCUCUGAUGAUGUGGGGUUCUGCAGUCACUAUUCUCAUGGUCUUGUGA